AUGUCCGAACUCUUCGACAGCUACGCCUCGGAUCUCCAGCAGCUCAAGGAGGGCAUCCGUCAGAAGCUCGACCAGGCCAAAUCGCAGAAUGGCGAAGCAAAGAAGUCGACGCUGCGACGCGCAGAGAUGGAGCUCGAAGAGGCCGAAGAAGUGAUCUCGCAGAUGGAUAUCGAAGUGCAAGGCUUUCCACAAUCAGUGCGGUCACGCUACUCGGUACAGAUUCGGGGCUUCAGACAAGAGGUGCAGAAUCUCAACAAGGAGGUGCGAUCAGGUCUGUCUUCAGGUGGCGGACGGGGCGGAUUCAAUGCAGCAUAUGCGGACGACGACGACGAUCUCGAAGCCGCUGACUCUGCGACGGCGAAUCGUCAGAGGUUGUUGCAAGGCACUGCAUCCCUCGAGGACGGAACGAGGAGGUUGGAGGAGUCCAACAGGCUUGCUUUGGAGACUGAGGACCUUGGUGCUGAUAUCCUGCGCGACUUGAGGAGCCAAAGGGAGCAGAUCGAGAACUCAAGAGACACGCUACGAGAGGCGGAUCAGAGCAUCGAUCGUUCAUCCAAGACACUGUCCAAGAUGAUCCGACGGGCCAAACAGCAAAAAUUGGUUACCGUAGGGAUCAUCGUCUGCCUCGUCCUCUUGAUUCUUCUCAUCCUGUACAACAAGCUCUUCUGA
Molecule: messenger RNA, 669 nt
Organism: Kalmanozyma brasiliensis GHG001
Lineage: Eukaryota; Fungi; Basidiomycota; Ustilaginomycetes; Ustilaginales
Product: Vesicle transport v-SNARE, N-terminal
Exons: 3
Coding region: 1-669 (222 amino acids)
Biological process (GO): Golgi to vacuole transport; vesicle fusion with Golgi apparatus; macroautophagy
Cellular component (GO): late endosome membrane; Golgi apparatus; SNARE complex
Molecular function (GO): SNAP receptor activity; SNARE binding
Source: RefSeq, a predicted model, not a curated record